Messenger RNA from Chenopodium quinoa (quinoa), 1695 nucleotides. RefSeq lists its product as uncharacterized. The coding region runs from base 1 to 1695 and encodes 564 amino acids. Gene Ontology annotation, molecular function: zinc ion binding; transposase activity; DNA binding. The transcript is spliced from 3 exons. Gene Ontology annotation, biological process: DNA transposition. NCBI's taxonomy places the organism in Eukaryota, Viridiplantae, Streptophyta, Magnoliopsida, Caryophyllales, Amaranthaceae. The record is from RefSeq and is a predicted model, not a curated record.
AUGGAAGAUAUUAGGGCUGAUCCAGACAUUCCAGGCAAGGCAUUGAAUGAACUCCUGUUUCAGAGGUUUGGGAUAUAUAUGAAACAAGCUUCAUUGUACAGGCUGAAGAGGUUUGUAAUUGAGAAACUGUUUGGGGGUCAUGAUGAGUCUUACUCACUUAUGCCACAGUAUGCUGACAUGAUAUGCUUCACUAGCCCUGAGUCAAUGGCAUUUGUAGCUUGGGAACUGAGUGAAAGCAUUCCUAGGGUCAAUCUCUUCACAAGUAUUUUCAUAAGUUUUGCUGGACAGUGGAAGGGUUUUCUUGGAGGUUGCAGGCCUUUGAUUGGGGUUGAUGGGGCACAUUUGAAGGGCAAUUAUGGUGGUAUUCUGCUGUCUGCAGUUGCAGUAGAUGCCAACAAUGAAAUAUAUCCCUUAGCAUAUGCCAUAGUGAGAUCUGAAGACAAAGAAACUUGGGCUUAUUUCUUCUGGCAUCUUCACAACAUAGUCAAGCAGUCAAGCAGAGAACAUUGGACUAUUAUAUCUGACAGACAAAAGGGAGUUGAUAUUGCCCUGAAACAAGUAUGGCCUUCUGCAAAAAGAAGGUAUUGCUGCAGGCAUUUAAGCAGAAACUACAAAAAAGCAUUCCCAGGUCCUCUGAUGUAUACUUUGUUCUGGAGGGCAUGCAAUGCAACAAAUAAGUUCACAUUUAGAAAAGCAAUGGAGAAGUUGAAAAAGGAAGGAGGAGAGGAUGUUAUGACUUGGUUUGCUGAGUUAGGUGAUCAGUCAAAAUGGAGCAAACAUGCUUUUGAUCCAAAUGUUUGUAAUGACUCAAACACCUCUAACUUUGUUGAGAGUUUUAACUCCACAUUAGGUGUUGACAGGUGCAGACCUGUCUUAACUCUCCUUGAAGGUAUUAGAAGAGUCUGUAUGGUCAGGAUUGCUUCAAGGCAUGAGAGAGCACAAGAAUGGGAGGAUAAUGAUUUAUGCCCCAAGAUUGCAAAGAUGGUCAGAGAAAUUAGCAAAGCUACCUCCACCUGCAGAGCUUUUCAGUCAAGUCCAGGAGAGUAUGAGAUACAUGAGGGGAAGUCCCAGUUUCCUCUAAGUCUAAACUCCAAAAUUUGCUCAUGUGGAGCUUGGCAACUUUCUGGUAUCCCCUGCAAACAUGCAGUGAGGGCAAUGCUCCAUGCUAAGGUUGAUCCUCAUAAUUAUGUAAGCUCUUGGUAUACUGCAAGAACAUACAAGCAAAUUUACAAAUAUGUUAUAAACCCUGUUCCUGAUUCAAGUCAGUGGCCACCUGCUGAUGCUAACCACCCUCACAUUCAUCCACCAAAGAUGAAGAGAAGUGUUGGUAGGCCAAGUAGAAACAGGAAGAGAGAAGAGGGUGAAGACCAACCAGGGAAGAGGUCUAGAACAAUUAAAUGCAGCAACUGUGGGAACUUGGGGCACAAUGCAAGAAAUUGCAAAGGGGGUUUGACUGGAAAGGAGCUUCAGUCAGUUAAGGCCAUGGUUGUUAAAAACCCAAGAGUGAGGGAUCAAUCAAAUGCUGCAAGGCAAACUAGAGCUCAGUCCAAAGCUGCAGCAACUGCAACAGAGCUCUCCUUAUCACAGUUGGCAAGCCAACCACAAAACUUGUCACAAUCACAGUUGGCAAGCCAACCACAAAACUUGUCACAAUCACAGUUGGCAAGCCAACCACAAAACUUGUCACAAACUUGA